Monoraphidium neglectum is the source of this 1569-nucleotide messenger RNA. RefSeq lists its product as hypothetical. The record is from RefSeq and is a predicted model, not a curated record. The coding region runs from base 1 to 1569 and encodes 522 amino acids. The transcript is spliced from 16 exons. Lineage: Eukaryota; Viridiplantae; Chlorophyta; Chlorophyceae; Sphaeropleales; Selenastraceae.
AUGCCUCGCAGUGCGAUAGUCAUCCUGCUGUUGGCGGCUGCCACAGCAGCCGCUGCGGCUGCCAAGGACCCCGCUUGCCUUGAUAUUGGAUGGACCACCCUCGCCCGCACUGGGCUGACCUACGGCUCUGGCAUCUAUGGGGCCGCCACUGCCAAGGACGGCAAGCGCGUGCUGGACAUCGUGGCCGCCGACGUGGCUCUCCCCACCACGCCCACCUCCGAGCUGUCCUUCAACCCCAUCGGCGCCAUCCCUGCCACCUGGGCGCCUCCUGCGGGAUACAAGGCGACAGGGCUGGUCAGUGUCUCUCCCGACUUCGUCUCCUUCCACACCCGUGGCAGCAAGACCUUUGUCAUCAACCAUUUUGAGUACCCCCAGCCCAGCAAGAUGUACGUGUCAGAGCUGUCCAAGCCUGAUGCCAAGGGCACGAUUACUGUGGUCAACACCAAGCCCAUCGACGACACAAUGGAUAACGGCCUCAUGUCCAUGUGCAGUGGCUCUCUCGGCGAGGAGUACCCCCCGGACUGCCGCACCUUUGAGCAGCAGUUUGCGAAUUGCAUUACUCCUUCUGAGGCUACCCUGUGCGGCAUGAGCCCGGGUGACACUGGCAGCGCUGGGAGUCUGCUUGACUUUGGCAGGUACUUCGGACUCUUCAGCCGCGGUGCCAGCUACGGCCUGGCCUCCAUUGAUCCUUUGAACAACCAGGCUGCUCACGAUGAGCUGGCACAGUCUUACAAGUGCUACAAUUAUGGCUCCAGCCCUGAGGCCAGGCUGGUCAGCUCUACCGGCGCUACCACCAUCACCAAGUGGCGUACCAUCGGCCGCAUCUCGCACGAGGCAGCGCUGGUCAUGCCUGACAAGAAGACUGUCUACUCGACUGACGACAACCCCAACGGCGUGUGGCUCAAGUUUGUAGCUGACAAGCAACAAAAGCUGGACUCUGGCUCCCUGUACGCCGCCAAGCUGAAGAGCCAGCGCGUGGAGAACGGCAAGCCCACCUGGGACCUGGAGUGGAUCCUGCUCGGCAAGGGCGACCAGGCGACUCUUGAGGCCAUGGCCAACUCCAACCUGAAAUUCAGCGACAUUUUCGAGGUCGCCACCCCUGUCGGGUCUCCUCCUGCGUGCCCCUCGGGCUUCCUGGCGGCCAACACCGUCAACAACCUGUUCCGGUUCAAGGACAACUCCACCAACACCAACUACUACAUCGAGUGCCUCAAGGUCAAGCCUGGCAUGGAGACGGCGGCCGCGUUCUUCGAGACCCGCCGCUACGCCAGCAUGCUCGGCGCCACCGCCGAGUUUGAAAAGCAGGAGGGCAUCACCGUGAGCAAGCUCCACAGCAAGGUCUGGUUUUCAACCAGCGUCAUCCGCAACGGCAUGACCAACUCGCCGGCGUACAACUUCUUGCGCAACGACAUCGACCUGCCUCAGAACAACUGUGGUGGGGUGAUGGAGGUUGAUCUGGAUGACAACUGGUCGGGCACCAAGAUUAGGAUGCUGCUCACUGGUGACAGCGCCGCCAACACAAAUGCAAACAAUGAGUGCAACCUUGACAACAUUGCUGAGCCUGGUUAG